Messenger RNA from Vigna unguiculata (cowpea), 1205 nucleotides. It is a transcript of the gene KUOX1, whose product is annotated as KAR-UP oxidoreductase 1. The record is from RefSeq and is a predicted model, not a curated record. Lineage: Eukaryota; Viridiplantae; Streptophyta; Magnoliopsida; Fabales; Fabaceae.
AUGGAGUUUGGUAGAUGUUCAAGUUCAUUCUCCGCAAUAUUGGACAGUGCUCAAGAAAAGGGUCUCUCUUGUGUCCCUCAAGAAUAUGUGAUUCCAACGUUGCAUAGACCAAAAGAUUAUGCAAAUGUUGCUGUUAUUGACAUGGGUGCACUUAAGCAUGGCUCACCAACAAGGUCUUGUGCUAUUCAACAACUAAGAGAUGCUUCUCAUCGUUUGGGUUUCUUUCAAGUUGUGAACCAUGGAGUGAGUGAAUCAGUGAUUGAUGAUGCUGUAUUUGUUGCUUCGAAAUUCUUUGAAUUGCCGAGAAAGGAGAAGAUGAAGCUGAUGUCAAAUGAUGUUUUCAAGCCAGUGAGGUAUGGGACGAGUUUAAAAGAUGGAAUUGACAAGGUUCAAUUUUGGAGGGUUUUUCUCAAACACUAUGCCCACCCAUUAAAGGAUUGGAUCCACUUCUGGCCACAAAAUCCAUCCGAUUACAGGGAAAAGAUGGGAAGAUACUGUGAAGAGGUGAAGAAAUUGAGCACAGAGUUGAUGAUGGCACUGAUAGAGAGUCUGGAAUUAGAUGAAUGCAAAAAUGUAAGAAAAAAGAUUGAAAAUGGGAUGCAAGUGAUGGCUGUGAAUUGCUACCCUCCAUGCCCUGAACCAGAGAUUGCACUAGGGCUACCUCCACAUUCAGACUAUAGUUGCUUAACCAUUUUGUACCAGAACCACCCUGGGUUAGAGAUAAUGGAUCUGGAAGAUGGAACAUGGAAGGUGGUUCCACACAUUCCUGGUGCCCUUCAGGUGCAUGUGGGUGACCAUUUUGAGGUACUCAGCAAUGGCUUCUACAAGAGUGUUGUCCAUAGGGCUACCCUUAACAAGGACAAGACAAGGAUCUCCAUCACUGCCUUGUUCAGUUUAGGGUUGGAUGAUAAAAUGGAGACUGCUCAAGAGCUUGUGGAUGAUGAACAUCCUAAGAUGUAUAGAGAGAGCAGCUUCAGAGAUUUUCUUAAUUUUCUCGCGUCCAAUGACAUUGCUGAGGGGAACAACUUCAUCGACAUGCUCAAGAUCAACUACAACUAGUGUUUCAAAUAACAUUCAAAAACUUAUGAUUGGUGCUUGGUUUUCUCUCACAUCUCAGUGCAUGGCUUGGUAAGAAGAUGAAAUAAACUUCUCUUGGUAUUUUGGUUUCUUGCAUGCCAAUAAAGACCAAUGUACUUGGCAUAUUG